AUGCAUGUCUAUAGUUUGAAAUUGAAUUCAUGGCGAAAGAUUCGGGAUUUUCCAUAUUACCUUCGAUACAAGAGGGAUCGCGGUAAGUUUGCUUACGGUGCUUUUCAUUGGGUUGUGAGUAGGAAACCGAAGUCUGAUAUUACAAAUUUGAUUUCUGCCUUUGAUGUUGGAACUGAGGAGUAUCGGUUGGUGCCCCAGCCAGAAUAUGCGGAUAAAAAUUUUCAUAUGAAUGUGGAGGUAUUGGGAGGAUGCUUGUGUUUGCUUUGCAAUUAUUAUCCACACCAUAUUGAUGUAUGGGUGAUGAAGGAUUAUGGGGUGAAGGAAUCUUUCGAGUUUUUUAGGUCGAUUGCAUAUUCAUAGAGUGGUGUGCAAGUACUUUUGGAUCAAGACAAUACAAGGCUUAUUUGGUAUGACCUUGAUAAGAAGACGAUGAAGAAUGUUAAGGUUCGUAGCGUGCCUGCAUAUUUUGAACUAGAUGUAUGUCUGGGAAGCCUUGUUCAACUUAAUAGUCGUGGUGGGGAAAGUAAUGGGAAGAAGCGGCAAGAAGAAAAGGAAGAAAAAGAAUGAUCUAAAGAAAAGAGACGAUUUCCUGUCGGAGGGCUUUAAUCUGGCGCUUUAAGCAACUGGGGCUGUGUAAAAAUGAGAAGCUGAAGAGAUAAGAUUUGCGUGGAUCCAUGAAAUCUUCGAAUACUCUCUGUUUCGGU
Ilex paraguariensis (yerba mate) is the source of this 704-nucleotide messenger RNA. The record is from the annotation of a GenBank genome assembly. Lineage: Eukaryota; Viridiplantae; Streptophyta; Magnoliopsida; Aquifoliales; Aquifoliaceae.